AUGCGGUCGACCACGUUGUUGGUACUCUCAACUUACACAGUUAUCGUAGCGUUAUCUCAGACCAAACGACUUCACAAUAGUGAUUACAAUGGUGUGCAGACGGUAGCUAAACACGAAAAUGAAAGAGACAAUCCUCGUGGUACAAGUGAGAAAACAACAGAACUACAGUUAAUUGUGAGGAUUUCCGAGUAUGUGCGCAUGGAAGACAGUUUUAGGGCAAUUUGA
Molecule: messenger RNA, 225 nt
Organism: Cylicocyclus nassatus
Lineage: Eukaryota; Metazoa; Nematoda; Chromadorea; Rhabditida; Strongylidae
Source: the annotation of a GenBank genome assembly